AUGGGAGCAUCAAGUUCAGAUGCUAGUACGAGUGCUUCACAAUUAGUUUCUGACGAUGAGGGCGCAAAACAAUCACCAACACAUAGUAUAAUGAGAACUUGGAGAACUUUAACAGAAAAUAUAGCUAUAAGACUUAUAGCAUUGUUCGUUUAUGGCGCACUUGGUUGCGUAGUACCGUAUAUCGCUUUGUAUCUCAGACAGCUAGGCCUAAAUGCCUUCCAAUUAGGUGUUCUCUUUACAAUUAGGCCCGUUCUCGGAGUGUUCUGUACGCCAAUUUGGGGAUAUAUUGCAGAUCGUUUUAAGAUCUGGCGAAUAAUUUUCAUAUUGUCCAUUAUUGGCUCGAUGUCAUUUGGCACUUCCGUGAUAUUUAUACCGACUGCAGAAAGAGUGCCUUGUAAUAAAGCUAUUCAAACGUUGGCAUCAUCUCUCGGAUUCCCACCUUAUGAAAACAAUCAUUCAUCAAUUAUUAAUAAAAAAUCGACAAUCACUGAUGAAGAAUAUUUAAGCGAGUUAAAAGAAACGAUGAUCAAGCAGCGUAAGCAAGAGAGUAAAACAUGGCUAUAUACUCAACAUGGUUUAACAAUCAUAUUUUUGGAGAUGGUAUUGCUGAUAUUUUUUUAUGAAACGUUUUUCGCUGCAAAUUUGGCAUUUGUGGAUGUGUCGAUUUUGUGUGAAUUAGAUGAAGAACACGAAUCCUACAGCAAGUUUCGUUCCUUCGGGUCACUAGGGUGGAUAAUCGG
Molecule: messenger RNA, 740 nt
Organism: Anneissia japonica
Lineage: Eukaryota; Metazoa; Echinodermata; Crinoidea; Comatulida; Comatulidae
Product: major facilitator superfamily domain-containing protein 6-like
Exons: 1
Cellular component (GO): membrane
Source: RefSeq, a predicted model, not a curated record